GAAUCUCAAGCAUCACGAUUCUUCUAAUCUGUUGAGUCAUACAAAGCACGAUUAGAAACACUAGCGAGAAAAUAGUGAAGGUUUUACCCAUUCAACUCAAGAUGAUUAUCAUCACUAAUAUUACUAAAUUUUCUAAUCUUUAAUCAUCCUCAUCCCUAAUCUCCACAUUUCAAAAAUAAAAACUAAUUUCAAAAUAAUCCCAAUUCUUUUAAGCCAAGACAUGGCAGCAUGAUUGUAGUAAUUCACCUCUGAACAUACAAAAACACAUUCUUAGAGUUUGUCAUUACCACAAACAUGAACUGCCAAACCAACAACAAUACAAACAACACAAACCAAUACUUAUGAUCUAUCUGCAUUUGUCGACAAAGUUCGUUGGCUUUUCCGGCAAGGAAGACUAUAUUGUUUAUAGAGAUUACCAGGCAAAUAUGGAUGAUGAAGCAUUGGAGAUGAAGGCAUGGAAGACGAACCACCAUCGGAAAGCGGCUUCUUUACACGCGAUCACCAUACGUAUUACAAUGUCUCUGUUUACUAUGGUGAUGUUGUUAUGGUCGAUACGUAGCGGGUUCAAACUCGCUACGGAUUCGAGCAGAUAUUCUGGGUAUUCAGAUUGGGUGUUUGCUAUUGGGGUUCUUACUAUGCUUCUAGGUUUCUUGUUUCUCCUUCUUGGGAUUCCUAUACUUGCGGACUUAUUUCUAAAUAUGUCAGAUCAAUUGCAGGAGGAAGAUGGUAUUCAUAAAGCAUGGGAGACCAAAACAGUUUCAAAGGUUAUAAUUGCUGGAAUUUUUGUGACAGUGAUCACGGCAAUCAUUCUCUGGUGGGCCAUUUACACAGGAUUUAGGCUAGCAACUGAACCUAAAAGAUUGGGAAAAAAUAAUCUCUUGACUACGUCAAUAGGAGUGGUCACUAUUAUUUUUGGUUUGAUAUAUUUCAUCAUUGGACUAGGAAUUAUUGCAGAGCUGGGACUUGAUCUGUUUGAUCAAUUGCAGCAAAAAGAUAACAAAUGGAAUUGGCAUCCUUCAAGGCUCAAGCUCUUGUUUUUUCGAUCACAUGAGAUGCAGUGUUGCUAACAGGACUCAGCACCCUUUAACACAAUUUUGUUUUCUUUUUACUAAAUAUAUAUACAUACUGUUAGUUCUUACAGACUUAACAUAUUGUAGUUUAAAUUUCUUAUAUCUAAUGACAUCUGAGAUUUCUUUACAAA
Mercurialis annua (annual mercury) is the source of this 1201-nucleotide messenger RNA. RefSeq lists its product as uncharacterized. NCBI's taxonomy places the organism in Eukaryota, Viridiplantae, Streptophyta, Magnoliopsida, Malpighiales, Euphorbiaceae. The transcript has 2 exons. The record is from RefSeq and is a predicted model, not a curated record. Bases 342 to 1067 code for a protein of 241 amino acids.